AUGACGCACGACGCACCACCCAAACGCCCAGCAGAUCCCGGCAAGCCAGACGCACCACUCCGUAGCCUCAGCGAGCAACUCAAUCAUCGUAGCGCAGCCCCGAACGCAGGGAUUCUUCCCGCCUUCAACCAUGGCCAGGACCAAGGAAUCCAGCAAGGAUGUCGUCGUCCGCCGUCUCCGCGCCCGCCUCGACAGCAAGGGCAAGCCGUCGGAGGAGACAAUGUCCUGCGCGCCCAAGUGGACUUCUACGCCGAGCUCCGAGAUCACCUGGCCGUCAACGAGGCCUCCUCGGGGCUGCAGGCAGUCGACGCCCUCGCCCUCGCCCUUAUCGCGGAUGACGACUCCCUACCGGCCACGCUGACGGAGCCCGACACGACCAUCAAGCGCCCAGCCCCGCGCAACAAGGCCCAGUCGAAGCGUCCGGCCAAGAAGCGACGCACCACCGCGAACUCCCUGAAGUAUUCCCUCGAGCUCCCCGACGACGUGCCGGCCGCGAUCCGUCGUGACGUGAAUCGCCUUAUCAAGGAGGCGGCAGGACGAGGGAAGACUUCAUUCCGGCUGGCGUAUCCGUGGUCCGGGCAGCGAGCCUGGUGCGACCCGCAAGAGCACCCGCUGCUUCAUCUUCUGCACUGGCGCUUCUGGAUGAAGCACCGCGCUACUUUCUUCAUCUGCGCCCUCUACGCACCCACCGGCAACUCCGACGCACGCCGCAAGAAGAAGUCCGUCGCCGUGCAGGCCCGUUUGCGAUUCAUCCGCGCGAACAUCGAGGUGUUCGGCUACUACAGCUUCCUGGCCCAGCUGGAGGACAAGGCCCACGACAACCUGAUGUGGUACGGGGGCAAGGCGGCCGCUCACUCGGUAGCGGCCAAGACUCAAGCCGCCCAAGUCGACCUGGCUACGCUCUACAAGAAAAAUAGGGCUCUCUACGACCGGACCAUCGCCCGCGCUCUCGAUCCGUUCUCCAUCGACGAAGACGGCUAUAGUUCUGUUCCGGAGCUGCUGGAGCAGACCCAGGCGUUGGACAUCACUCGGAAGCCCCACCUCCGCCUCUCGGACGUCGCCCUGGGCCGCAUCGCCAUGGACGUUGCCAGCCGGUCGCCUCCCAACCCUGCUUGGGUUGGUAACAAGACUAGCGGCGUUUGGAAGCGGCUCCUCUCGGAUCGGUCGCUCCGCGAGGUUCAGACCAACAUUGUGCAGCAGCAAUUGGACGGUACGUAUGAAGCGCUGGACGACGUCAAGCCUUACGACGUGACCGAGCGAGGGGACGACGACUCCGACUUCGAAGGCGAAGACGACGACAGCUAUUCGGCCUUGCCUCCUUCUGCGCCUCUUCCAGCCCGGCCCUCGCUCACGGUUUCCGGCUCCGACGUCGACGAGGAGGAGGAAGACAAGGUCGAUGAAGCCGACGACGCCGCCGAGGACGCCGAAGACGACGAAGAAGAGGCCGAAGACCGCGAAGAGGCAGCCGGCGAUGAAGAGGAAGCGGAAGACGGCGAGAUCACGGAGAGCAAGGCCACCUCCAAGUCCAACAGCGACGCGUCCUCGGUUGACCGCAGCCACGGUUCGGGCGUGACGUCCUCCAAGAAGUCUUCGGGCGACGGGGAGGCUAAGAAGGCGCCGCGUCCACCAAGAAGACCAAGUAACCACCGACAACACGCGCUCGGCGUCGUACCGUAG
This is a messenger RNA of Phytophthora infestans T30-4, 1677 nucleotides long. RefSeq lists its product as uncharacterized. The transcript has 3 exons. The record is from RefSeq and is a predicted model, not a curated record. NCBI's taxonomy places the organism in Eukaryota, Oomycota, Peronosporomycetes, Peronosporales, Peronosporaceae. Bases 1 to 1677 code for a protein of 558 amino acids.